Callorhinchus milii (elephant shark) is the source of this 1045-nucleotide messenger RNA. Its product is annotated as germ cell-specific gene 1-like protein. The transcript has 5 exons. Gene Ontology annotation, cellular component: plasma membrane. The record is from RefSeq and is a predicted model, not a curated record. Bases 1 to 918 code for a protein of 305 amino acids. NCBI's taxonomy places the organism in Eukaryota, Metazoa, Chordata, Chondrichthyes, Chimaeriformes, Callorhinchidae.
AUGGGUAUUGACAGGAGACAGAGAGCCUCGUUGGCUCUCACCCUCAACUCCAUCGCCCUGAUCUUCUGCAUCACAGCCUUCAGCACCAGUUACUGGUGUGAGGGCACCAGGAAAGUGGUGAAGCCUUUCUGCAAGUCCAGUGUCAAAGAGAAACAGCCCAACUGCAUCAUCUUCAACGGUGCCUCCUCCAACCAGAGCGGUGGUGUGGUCCAAUACAGUUGGGAGACGGGCGAGGACAAGUAUGUGGUCUGCUACUUCCACGCCGGGAUCUGGUUUUCCUGUGAGGAGAACAUCAGUGGGGAAGGGGAAAGGUGUCGAAGUUUCAUCCAUCUGACGCCUCCUGCUGAACGAGGUGUCCUCUGGCUGUCUAUCGUGGCUGAGAUACUGUAUAUCCUCCUGCUCUUGGUUGGUCUCAGCCUCAUGUGCAUUGAGAUCUGCCAUUACACCAAUGUCAUUGAUGGUCUAAAGCUGAACGCCUUUGCUGCCAUAUUCACUGUACUGUCAGGUCUCCUGGGGAUGGUGGCCCACAUGAUGUACACGACUGUGUUUCAGAUGACAGUCAAUCUUGGGCCCGAAGACUGGAGGCCACAGACCUGGGACUAUGGAUGGUCGUAUUGUCUGGCGUGGGGUUCAUUCACCUGCUGUAUGGCCGCCUCAGUGACCACCAUAAACACCUACACGAAGACCAUCCUGGAGUUCAAGCACAAGAGGAAGAACCUGGAGCGGAGCCUGAAGAGCAAACCCAAGCUGCUGGAGCACGAGGCAGGGGAGCGGGUGUGGGACAGGUACAUCAGCUCAGCGCCCAGCUCCACCGAGGAGUUCCUCGAUCUCUCCAGCAACGGCCGCAAGAUGUCCAGCAGCUCGGUCUUCGCUGACCUGAACGACAUCCUGGAGGCUCAGAGCGAGGAGUACUGCUGAGAGUCACAGCAGAAAGGGUUAAUCGCUCUUGUCCCCACAUUGUGUAAAGCUCCUUCGCCUCAGCUUCCCCCUCCACUGUCCAUUGGUAUUUUAGUUGGAUUAUGGCUGGAUCCAUUCAAAAUUUUCA